Gambusia affinis (western mosquitofish) is the source of this 1181-nucleotide messenger RNA. RefSeq names its product mitochondrial ribosomal protein L9 (gene mrpl9). Gene Ontology annotation, cellular component: mitochondrion; ribosome. The coding region runs from base 222 to 1091 and encodes 289 amino acids. The transcript has 7 exons. Gene Ontology annotation, molecular function: structural constituent of ribosome. NCBI's taxonomy places the organism in Eukaryota, Metazoa, Chordata, Actinopteri, Cyprinodontiformes, Poeciliidae. Gene Ontology annotation, biological process: translation. The record is from RefSeq and is a predicted model, not a curated record.
CUCCUCCAGUCUGAUAGGUGGCGCACUGCCGCCUGCUUUUACGCCACUCAACGGACGCAUGUUUGUAGUAGUGAGAGCACUCAUGGCUGAAGCUAACAGAGUUUAGCUUAUUGGUUAGUUAGUGUGGUCGGUGUUAGAUCCGAGGGCCGGGUGGAGCUCUGAAGGACCAGUAUCGGUGAGGUUACUGGCGGCCCUGGUUCCCAGUUCGGUGUUGGACCAACAUGUUUAGUUGCGGUCGCUUCGCCCUUCAGGUUCUGCUCAGACAGCCCGCUGUCAGGAGCUUCUCCAGGACUCCUGCUCAGCACACGGUUAUAGUGGAGCGAUGGUGGGAGGUCCCUUUGUCCAAAGAGGGCAGUCCGCCGAGGCUUCACCCCCGAAGACACAGAAUCUACAAGCUAGUCGAGGAUACCAAACAUGCUCCCAAGGAGAAGAUGGAGCUCAUUCUGACCCAAACUGUAGAAAAACUCGGUGGGAGAGGCGAUACCGUGUUUGUGAAGAAGUCAAUCGGGCGAAAUAAGCUGCUGGCCCAAGGCCUCGCCGUUUAUCCAUCACCGGAGAAUAAACAGAUGUUUGCUGAGGAGCUGAGACUUAUGCGCGAGGGACAACCAGAUCAGAGAUUACAAACCAGAACAGGACAAUUGACAGUUGAGCUCCUUAAGCGAUCCAAACUAAAAGUCAUCAAAACGCUGUCUGACGACUUCCAGCUCACUAAAGAAGUCGUCUGCAGACAGUUUGAAAAGAAGCUGGGAAUUGUUGUUCCACUUCAUGCGUUGAGUCUGCCGUUUGAGCCAAUAAAGGAACUGGGAGAGUACUGGUGUGAUAUUACAGUUAAUGGGAUGGACACAGUUCGCAUUCCUAUCUCCCUGUUGCCGUACGAAGAUCAGUCCGGGGUCUACCAGAAGCAGCUGCGGGCGCAACGGAAGCUGCUGGCGGCCGAAAGCGACUCACAGGCUGACGCCGAGGACGAGGACGACGCCAUUUUAACGGCCGUUUCUGAAGCGCAGGAAGCGGAAGACGGUAAAGACUCAACAACCGUCCAAACCCAGCAGGGAUCAACAUCACCGCCGACUGGAAACUCUGAUAAAAAGUAAAGGACUCCCAAAUAUUUAAGAAUUAUCAACCUGAUGGUUUUUAUAUCGCUAAACAAAAAUACAGCAUGUAGGAAUAAAUCUUUAUCUCAC